Acaulospora colombiana is the source of this 1770-nucleotide messenger RNA. The record is from the annotation of a GenBank genome assembly. NCBI's taxonomy places the organism in Eukaryota, Fungi, Glomeromycota, Glomeromycetes, Diversisporales, Acaulosporaceae.
AUGUCUUCACCCGAGGCUCAGCCAAUUAAGAGAAUUCGACUAAGUUACGCCGAAUCGUCCUCAUUAUCACCCGCUAAAUUGGAAAUAGAUCAAGAUAAAGGAAAUUCCGAAUUAAUCGGUCGUAAUGCGGCUGAUGUUACUGGCGAAGGUAAAAGGAAUAGAGCGGUGAACGAACGGGAAGUUGGUCUAACCGAGUAUGCAAAUGCAUCCAUAUCGGGAUUUUCGGCAAUCGUUAAACAAAGGUGGGAGGAAACGUUUAGACAAGUCAUUGGCAGUGUCGUACAUCUUACAAAUUUUGACGUUCCCAAGGUUACAAAGGAAGCUAAUGAUCCAGAGGAUCAAGACAAAAGAGCCCUCGGAGGAAACGGAGUAGCCGAACCGGAAAUCUCGAUGGAGUCAAUAUUUGCCGAGAUGGGAUCUCUACUUGGCGAAGAGACAACACAACAAAUACAAAGUUUAUUAAAUUCCAACGGCAAGGAUCCACUUUUUGUUGAAAUAAAGCCAGAGAGUGAUAAAGAAAAGCGGAAGAGUAUUCACGAAUUUUUCAAAAAGCACUUUGGUGACAAAUUAAAUACCGAAACCAAAGAAAAGGUGAUCCGCGUAAGCAUGCACACUUUUAAGACCCGAAAUGAUCGUCGAAAUAGAAAACGAGAUGAUGAUUGGGAGGCGUUGGGUGGUCCUUAUUGUCAAUUUGUUUUGUAUAAGGAAAACCGCAGCACCAUGGAAGCCAUUGAUUAUCUGUGCAAAACUUUAAAGCUUCACGCGCGGGUAUUUAAUUAUUCGGGAACUAAGGAUCAUCGAGCAAUUAGCGUCCAAAAGGUUACUGCAAACAGGGUGAAGGCCGAAAAAUUGGCCGGAUUGAAUUCUCGUCUUCGGGGUAUGAAAUUAGGUAACUUUGAAAAUGUCAAAGUUGAUUCCGAGGAUGUUAUUACUCGAGCAAUGAGUGUUUUAAGAGACCAUGGGUUCAUCAACUACUAUGGUAUGCAACGUUUCGGUACAACGUCAAUUUUGACUCAUGAAAUUGGUCGCGCGCUGUUGCAAAAUAAUUGGGAAGAAGCCGUCGACUUAAUAUUAAAACCCAGACCUGGAGAUCGGUCGGAUUAUCAGAAAGCCAGGCAAAACUGGGCGGAGAAUCGAGAUGCAAAGAAGGCCUUGGAGCUGUUUUCAAAGAAGUGUAUUGCAGAAUAUCACAUUUUAUCUUCAUUUGUGAAGGCUGGAAAUAAUAAAGAUUGUGCGGGAGCUUUUAAUUCGAUGCCUAGAAAUCUUCGACUCAUGUAUGUGCAUGCAUAUCAAUCCUAUGUUUGGAACAAAAUGGUUUCCGAAAGGAUAAGAAUUUUCGGUUGUGAUAAACCAGUCGUUGGAGAUUUGGUUAUGCUUGAUGGAGAUGAUUUUAUGGAUACCGAGGAUUUAGUUGGUGACCUGAUUUCCAAUGAGAAUGCUACCACCAAUUCGGGAAAAAGAAAGGACGUCAAAGUGAAGGCCCUUACUGAAAAAGAUUUGCCCGAUUACACGAUUUAUGAUGUGGUUUUACCUUUACCAGAGAAACUUGAAGAAAUAGAAAAGCUUCGUUCUGACGUGCAGAAUUCAUCCGACCAGGCUAUCGCUCGAUGUACCGAACUUAGUAACUAUUUCAACGAGUUAGAAAAGAAUACCGAAGUCAUUGGUCAGCAUAUCGAAGAGUUGAGUCGUUUAUGGAAGGAGGAAGGAAAGAAAAAUCAGGAGGUCAUAAAGGAUGCUUGUCAUAAGCUCAUUAAGGGAUUUGGGGCUUAA